Messenger RNA from Marmota monax (woodchuck), 2824 nucleotides. RefSeq names its product MAP/microtubule affinity-regulating kinase 3-like. The transcript has a single exon. The coding region runs from base 84 to 2093 and encodes 669 amino acids. Gene Ontology annotation, biological process: intracellular signal transduction; microtubule cytoskeleton organization; protein phosphorylation. Gene Ontology annotation, cellular component: cytoplasm. NCBI's taxonomy places the organism in Eukaryota, Metazoa, Chordata, Mammalia, Rodentia, Sciuridae. The record is from RefSeq and is a predicted model, not a curated record. Gene Ontology annotation, molecular function: protein serine/threonine kinase activity; tau-protein kinase activity; ATP binding.
AACCCCUGUCCUUGCCUAGCCCUAACCUAUCCUAAACUUUCCAGGGACAUCCAGACCCAUCGAUCAUCAACUUGGGUCAAACCAUGCACCCCUCGCAUGGAUCUAGACGGGCAGAAGACACCUCCCAGACCGGGCACUCUGGAGCACAGCGCCCAAAAUCCACAGCUUCCUCUGCAGGUAAACCACCUCGCAUUGGAGAUUAUACAGUAGUGAAAACCCUUGGCAAGGGGACCUUCGCCAAAGUCAUGCUGGCCCGUCACGUCAUCACAGGUAAAGAAGUGGCAAUCAAGAUCAUCGAUAAGAGACAUCUGAAGCCACAAGUCCUCCAAAAGAUGUACAGAGAGGUGAGAAUCCUCAAGAUGUUAGACCACCCACACAUCCUGAAGCUCUAUGAAGCUCUGGACUGCGAAAAAGCACUCUGUUUGGUCCUGGAGUACGCCAGUGGAGGGGGAGUUAGGGACUAUCUGGCCAACAAAGGAAGGCUGCAGGAAGAGGAGGCAAGAUCUAUAUUCCGGCAGGUCGUGUCUGCAGUCCAAUAUUGUCACCAAAAGCAGGUCGCCCACCGAGACCUGAAGGCGGACAAUCUGUUAUUAGACUCACAGAUGAAGAUCAAGGUAGCCGAUUUUGGACUCAGCAACGAGUUUACACUUGGGUGUAAACUCGACACGUUUUGCGGCAGUCCGCCCUACGCAGCUCCAGAGCUCUUCCAGCGCAUAGAGUAUGAUGGUCCCGAAGUGGAUGUGUGGAGUCUUGGCGUGGUUCUGUACACCCUAGUCACCGGGUCGCUUCCUUUUGUUGGGGACAAUGUGAGAGAAAUUAGAGACAGAGUGCUACAAGGUAGAUACCAAAUCCCUCUGUACAUGUCAACAGAAUGUGAAAAUCUGCUGAAACGCUUGCUGGUGCUCAAUCCAACUAAGCGCAGCACCCUGGCCGAAAUUAUGGGAGACAGGUGGAUCAACAGAGGCCUUGAUGUCCUCCAACCUCUUGUUGGUCCAUAUGUGGCCAUCUCCCACAGAAACAUCUCAUUGGCUAAGCUGCUGCCAAGCAGGGUCCUCAGAAAGAGCACCAGCUGGCCUCCUCACCGCAAAGUGCAGCGAAGCGUUUCCACUCAGAAGCAGACACAGUCCCUGGACCAUGCUGGAACUGGGCCAUAUCUGACCAGCACUGCCCAGAGUCACCUCAGAGAACAUCAAAUGGCCUCCCAGAAAUCCGGUGGCAGUGCUGUGGGAGGAAAGGGAAUUUCUCCAGCCAGGCCCCUACCUGGGAUCACCACCAGUCCCAAGGAGCUGGAGACUCCUGAAUUCAAGAAAAUGCCUGCUGCCUACAAGAGCAGCACACCAUCUGGAGGGAGGACACUGUGGAGUAAGUACAUUUGCCGCAAAACAACCAAAGCAGACACACGUUCAGUGAGCCGGAAUGGUCAGAACAACAGCAACUUCCCUGCUCAGAGCCCUCCAGUGACUUCAACCCACAGUGUCCCAAGUACCUCCACCCGGGGCUGCAUCUGCUUCCCCAGAGCCAGUGUCCUUCGUAGAAUGUUCCACCGCCAGCCCCGGGAAUCCCAAACUGCAACACACGAAGGUCCUCUUGCCUCACCCAGCUGCUUCCAUCCAGCUGAAGCAUUGCCCCAGACUCAAAGAAGAGGCACCACUGGUGUUUUUACUAAGUUAACAUCUAAAUUCACAAGAAGGCCUCCAACUGAGCCUGAGAAGACCCUGAGAUAUAAGGGUUCAAGUCAACAUGUCUCUGCUGAGCAGAGAAAGGAGAACCAACAAGCAAAACCUCGCUCCCUGCACUUCACCUGGGGCAUGAAAAUCACUAGUGCCAUGAAUCCUAGUGACAUCAUGAGGGAAAUCCGCAAGGUGCUAGAUGCCAACAACUGCCAAUAUAUGCACAAGACGCCCUUUCUGCUCCUUUGCAUCUAUGGAGAUGGGUACACCGAGAAAGUGGUGCAGUGGGAGAUGGAGGUAUGUAAACUUCCCAGACUGUCUUUAAACGGGGUCCGCUUUAAGCCCAUAUCAGAGAAAUCCAAGGCAUUCAAAAAUAUUGCUUCCAAAAUUGCCAGUGAGCUCAAACUGGAACCCAGUCAUUAGGAUGUAAAUUCAGCAGCAACUUGUUUUCCUCAACACUGAUGGACAUAUAGAAUAACAUUUAGGCAAUUGUUGGGAGCAAUGACUAAAUUAGGGUUCUUUAAUUGUCCCGGGAGGUGAUGCCCCUCGUGGGAAUUCUUGAUGCAAGGCGCUGGUCAAGACUGCCCAGUUUCUUGGGUGAAGACCUGUUCCACCUGUCCCACCCAGGGAGCUAUUCAGUUCUUGAACUUGUGGUUCAGGUGGCAGGGCUCAGCGGUGGAACGUUAUGGGCACAAGCUGCUACUCAUAAUUGGACUGGUCAUACAUAUGACCUUGGUUUUGAUGGCUUUGCCCAAAUUUUCUCACAAAAAAAACCUUUUAAGUAUGAAACUUAUAUAACAAACGUGUUGAGCUGGCUCCUGACCGUUGCACUCUACCAGAGUGUAAUCGACACCCAGUUCCAGCUUUUUCACCCCUUGGAUUUCUGACUUUCUCAUCCCCCAUGGCCCCUCAUCUGGUUUCCUCAAUCAACCACCCUGCAGGUGGCAGCAGAUGGGACCCAAACAGGCUAUUACACUAUGGAGUGCAAUGACCACAAGCCUUCUCAGUGUGAUCAAUGAAAGGGGUUUUGGGAGAAAGUUUGUGCAAAGCAAGCAAAACAGGGUCAUAAGUAGGGGCAACCCGAUUAUGAUGACCAGCUUGCUUUGAUAAACUUCUAACUCCUACACCUGGCAUCCAAACCUCAUGGUCAAGAA